Myotis daubentonii (Daubenton's bat) is the source of this 1570-nucleotide messenger RNA. It is a transcript of the gene MRFAP1L2, whose product is annotated as Morf4 family associated protein 1 like 2. Lineage: Eukaryota; Metazoa; Chordata; Mammalia; Chiroptera; Vespertilionidae. The record is from RefSeq and is a predicted model, not a curated record.
CUGGCAGACGGCGGGGAAGCCAUCUUGGACGCCGUCUCCGCUGCGAAAGUUGGGAGAACCUGUUGCUCGUCACAGUGGCGGUUGGGCAGAGCUCAGCCCCGCGCCCGGCGCUCGCUGUGUGCCUGCCGGCCUCUCGGGGGCGGUGACGGGGCCGCGGGGGCGGGCGGCGCGAUGCGGCCCGUGGACGCGGACGAGGCGCAGGAGCCCGAGCUGGACGGGGAGAGGGUCCGGAGCCCCGCGCUCGCCGCCGGCCGCCGUGACGUCAGCGCCCUCGAGCGCGAGCACGUGCGCGCGCACCUGCGGGCCCGCCGGCGGCUGCAGGAGAUCGAGCGCCUGCUGGACGCGAUCCACAGCGAGGUGGAGGCCUCGGAGGCGCGCGCGCUGGACCCGGCGCGCAGCCCCGGCGCCGAGGCGGAGGAGCGGGUGGUGAAGCUGUGCGAGAAGGUGGAGAAGAAGGCGGCGGAGGCCGCGCUGAUGGGGAAGCGCAUCGUGGAGAUCCACCAGCAGAUCGACAGCCACGGGUGUUGCUGAAGGGCGCGGGCGCAGGUUAUCCGCUGAUGGGCUUGGCCGGUAAGGAGGACUGACUGCUUGGAGAGGCGGAAACCACGAGUCUGUUUUUCCUCUCUCCUGGUUUUCCGUCUGUGUUCUCAUCAUGGUAAAGACACCUCCAGACCAUUCUGGGAGAUGUUUUCAGUGUUACCGUGUCAUACGUGCAGUAGGAUUACUUGGUGCAUUCGGCUUGGAAAAGACAGCGUAGGUAUCAUUUUAACUUUUUAUUACAUGCUCUUCCAUGAAAAAUAGGGCCCAGCUUGUGAGCUGCUGUGUGGUCAUAUUCGUUACCGUGACUGUUGUAUUUUUAAAGUUUGCAAGUAUACGCUUGUGCUCUGCUAUUUUUUAUGCUUCCUGGAAUUUGGGGACAUGGAGGUCAGCGUUCUGCAAGAGAGAAGACACCUUGGCUGCAGCUGCUGAAGCCAGAACCCAAAUCCUGAUGGAGGGUGUUGGCGCCUCCGCCCUGGAUGAGAUUGAGCCGGCCCAGAGGACGGCGGGGCGUGGAGAGUGGUGGGGUGUGAAUUUGGGGACUACGCAGUCUGUUGGAUCAAAGCAGGAGGCCUGUGUCCUGUUUUUUCUUCUUCUUUUUUUCCAGAAAUGUAAUUUUUUCUGUGGCACGUUAAUUGGUGUACAUCAUGUAACCUGUCUGGUGAGUAACCUAGGGUAGGGGAUGAGUUCUCGUCACUACAUAUAUUUGAUGGCUUUUUAUAUAAUACAGUCGUGCGUUUCACGGGCUUCUCGGCCAGAAAUGCACAUGACCUCUGGGGGAGCUGGGGAGGAAGGCGAGGAGCCUGUGGCCACAGUGGGUCCCCGGCUGAGAGCAGGGGGCACCUCCCAGGCUCAGCGAUGUCCACCCUAGGCCGUCGGCGCAGACUUCACAGGGACUGAGGUCAGAGCUCAAGCUUGUUAUGAUGAAGUUCAUUUGCCUGGAAAACCAAUUUUUAGAAUCUUUGUCCAAAUGACCAAAGCUAUUGAGUUGGCCAGAAAAGGUGAGAUAAAUAAAUUUAUUUCAAAAUGAAAA